GACACAAGAUGAGUGGGCGGUAGAGGAGCUGAUUUGUGCAGCAGUCGGGCAACAAACAGUUCUUGUGGGAUUGAUCUCUGGGGAAGGAUAAUCUGGGUAAUCCUAUAACCAGCACCGGUGGACUCCGCCUCUUUUGCUCUUCUCUAACCCCCCCCCCCUUUUUUUUUUCACGUCGACCCUUUCGUUCCUGUUCUGUCCUGAAAAGUAAUUGAUUUUCAGAGUAGUUUAGUUUGUCUCCCAGCCAACACUUGACUCAUUUGAGUCCUGGUCCUGAGUGACUGGCGUCCUGCCAACGCCACACUUGCAUCCGAAGGCAUGUGGCACCCCGCAGCAUCAUCUGCAACUGGAGGAAGUCCUAGGAGGGAGAUAGGUUAUGGCCACUAUUCUACAGGGCCAAUGAGCACAGCCCACACACACCCUUCUCACAUGGGUGGCAUGGUCGGCCACUCGUCAGUCAUCAGCACCUCUAGGCCCUUACCGUCCCCGAUGUCCUCCUUGGUUUCGCCGAUGAACGGACUGGCUUCACCUUACCCCGUCAUUACAUCUUCUCUGGGUUCGCCCUCUAUAUCUCUGCCGUCCACACCCAACAUGAACUUUGGACCACUCAGCAGUCCACAGAUGAAUUCUAUGAACAGUGUUAGCAGCUCAGAGGACAUCAAGCCUCCACCCGGCCUACAGAACCUGGGAAACAUCAACUACCAGUGUACGAGUCCUGGGGGAAUGUCAAAGCACAUCUGCUCCAUUUGCGGGGACCGAUCCUCAGGGAAGCACUAUGGCGUGUACAGCUGCGAAGGAUGCAAAGGCUUCUUCAAGAGGACCGUCCGUAAAGAUCUUACCUACACGUGUCGAGACAGCAAGGAGUGCCUCAUUGACAAACGCCAGCGAAACCGCUGCCAAUACUGUCGCUACCAGAAGUGCCUGGCCAUGGGCAUGAAGAGAGAAGGUGUGUGUACAGCGGUGCAGGAAGAGAGACAGCGUGGGAAGGAGCGAGGAGAAAGCGAGGUGGAAUCAACUAGCAGUUUCAACGAGGAAAUGCCUGUGGAAAAGAUCCUGGAUGCUGAGUUAGCUGUGGAGCCCAAAACAGAGACGUACAGUGACGGCAGCCCCAGCAACUCAACCAAUGACCCUGUCACCAAUAUCUGCCAAGCAGCAGACAAGCAGCUCUUCACCUUGGUCGAGUGGGCCAAAAGGAUUCCGCACUUUUCCGAACUUCCGCUCGACGACCAGGUCAUCCUACUACGAGCAGGCUGGAACGAGCUCCUUAUCGCUUCAUUCUCGCAUCGCUCAGUCACGGUAAAAGAUGGCAUCCUGUUGGCAACAGGCCUCCACGUCCACAGAAGCAGCGCCCACAGUGCUGGAGUGGGCUCCAUCUUUGAUAGAGUCCUGACAGAGCUGGUAUCCAAAAUGAAAGAUAUGCAAAUGGAUAAGACGGAGCUUGGCUGUCUGCGAGCCAUCGUCCUCUUCAACCCAGAUGCAAAAGGUCUUUCAAAUCCACCAGAGGUUGAGGGCCUGAGGGAAAAAGUUUACGCCUCAUUGGAGUCGUACACGAAACAGAAAUACCCAGACCAGCCUGGCAGGUUUGCCAAGCUGCUGCUCCGCCUGCCCGCCCUGCGCUCCAUCGGCCUCAAGUGUCUGGAGCAUCUGUUCUUCUUCAAGCUGAUCGGAGACACGCCUAUCGACACCUUCCUGAUGGAGAUGCUGGAGGCACCGCAUCAGAUCACAUGACAACAGUCCCACCCUUCCCCCUGUAUAUACUCCCACGUUGUCAGCGACCUGAAGAU
Messenger RNA from Larimichthys crocea (large yellow croaker), 1781 nucleotides. It is a transcript of the gene rxrgb, whose product is annotated as retinoid X receptor, gamma b. The record is from RefSeq and is a predicted model, not a curated record. Gene Ontology annotation, cellular component: nucleus. Gene Ontology annotation, molecular function: sequence-specific DNA binding; nuclear steroid receptor activity; zinc ion binding. Lineage: Eukaryota; Metazoa; Chordata; Actinopteri; Sciaenidae. Bases 316 to 1725 code for a protein of 469 amino acids. The transcript is spliced from 10 exons. Gene Ontology annotation, biological process: regulation of DNA-templated transcription.